Molecule: messenger RNA, 1555 nt
Organism: Brassica rapa (field mustard)
Lineage: Eukaryota; Viridiplantae; Streptophyta; Magnoliopsida; Brassicales; Brassicaceae
Product: 26S proteasome regulatory subunit 10B homolog A
Molecular function (GO): ATP binding; ATP hydrolysis activity
Source: RefSeq, a predicted model, not a curated record
GCGUUUCAUUGGCCGGGUCGUAGAGAAGAAGAGCAAUCCGUAUUUUAGGCAUUCGACUAAACCAAACCCAUUGCUCAAGAAAAGUUAGAUAGAACAAAGUUUCGUUGGUGUGAGAUCUGUCCGCUGCAGAAGAGGAUGAGCGACGGGGAAGAAGCCGUUAGACGCCGUACCGCAGCGGUUGCGGAUUAUCGGAAAAAGCUCCUCCAACAUAAGGAGCUCGAGUCCCGAGUUCGAACAGCGAGGGAGAACUUGAGAGGAUCGAAAAAGGAAUUCAACAAAACUGAGGACGAUCUCAAGUCUCUUCAGAGUGUGGGCCAGAUCAUCGGAGAAGUCCUUCGACCUCUCGAUAAUGAAAGAUUGAUUGUGAAAGCGAGCAGCGGUCCUAGGUAUGUGGUGGGAUGCCGUAGCAAAGUGGAUAAGGAGAAGCUUACCUCUGGAACUCGAGUGGUUCUUGAUAUGACUACUCUUACUAUUAUGAGAGCCCUUCCCAGAGAAGUCGAUCCCGUUGUGUAUAACAUGCUGCACGAAGACCCUGGCAACAUUAGCUACUCCGCUGUGGGAGGGUUAGGUGAUCAGAUCAGAGAACUCAGGGAAUCUAUUGAGCUUCCUCUCAUGAACCCUGAACUUUUCCUCCGAGUUGGGAUCAAACCACCAAAGGGAGUUCUUCUGUAUGGACCUCCGGGUACCGGGAAAACUCUACUAGCUAGGGCUAUUGCCAGCAACAUCGAUGCCAACUUCUUGAAGGUUGUAUCGAGUGCAAUCAUAGACAAAUACAUUGGAGAAAGUGCUAGGCUGAUUCGGGAGAUGUUUAACUAUGCCCGUGAACACCAGCCUUGUAUCAUUUUCAUGGAUGAAAUCGAUGCUAUUGGUGGGCGUCGUUUUAGCGAGGGAACUAGUGCUGAUCGUGAAAUUCAAAGAACACUUAUGGAGUUGCUCAAUCAGCUUGAUGGGUUUGACAACCUCGGAAAGGUGAAAAUGAUAAUGGCAACGAACAGGCCCGAUGUGCUUGAUCCGGCGCUUCUCCGUCCUGGUAGAUUAGAUAGAAAGAUUGAGAUCCCUUUGCCAAAUGAGCAAUCAAGAAUGGAUAUCCUCAAGAUCCAUGCAGCUGGUAUCGCCAAACAUGGUGAAAUAGAAUACGAGGCUAUCGUCAAACUUGCGGAGGGAUUCAACGGUGCUGAUUUGCGUAACAUAUGCACGGAAGCUGGAAUGUUUGCAAUCCGAGCAGAGCGAGAUUAUGUGAUCCAAGAAGAUUUCAUGAAGGCGGUGAGAAAGCUGAGUGAGGCCAAGAAACUCGAGUCGAGUUCACACUAUAAUGCUGAUUUUGGAAAAGAGUGAGAAGAUAUACACUCUCUUCUCGUGUUGUAUGGGUGAAAAAAGGACAAUGCAAUAUUAGUUUCGUAUUAUUAUUUCUUUUUGUCUUGUGACAAUGUGAAACUUCUUUGUUUUACUUCAUCGAGGAGCGAGCAAAGAUUGUGGUCUGUGCUUACUACGUUGUAGUAACUUAUCGCUUCAAGCAUUUGUCUCUUUUAAGUAAGUUCACUUGCAUUUUGUAAAA